Tetrapisispora phaffii CBS 4417 is the source of this 840-nucleotide messenger RNA. RefSeq names its product Sps4p (gene SPS4). Bases 1 to 840 code for a protein of 279 amino acids. Lineage: Eukaryota; Fungi; Ascomycota; Saccharomycetes; Saccharomycetales; Saccharomycetaceae. The record is from RefSeq and is a predicted model, not a curated record. The transcript has a single exon.
AUGAGUUCUAACAAAGUUAAUGCAGUAUCAGAUAUUGUGGAUGUUAAAUUCAGUAAUGGUGAAAAUUUUGUAAGCACUAUUAAUGAUAAAGUUGCAAAGCAUAAGAAAGAUAUUAAACAUCUAAAGACAAUUGAUCAUAUUCAAAAGUAUCCUUUAGUGCAACAAACGGAGACGGCUUUGAAUAAUAUUUUAGUCUCAAGAAUAGUUAUAGAAAAAACAUUACCUGUUGCAGAAUAUAUAAUUCAUUCAAGACCAGUCGAGUUCUUCUCACCAGCACUAAUUGUUCCUGAUACAAUUGCAAAUACCUCCCUUAACGUUACGGAAAAAAUAGUCCCCUCUAUAAAGACAAAGACAUAUCAAAGGUUAGGUGAGGAGGCCAUGAUACCUUGUGUAUUUGUUCGUAAGGUUAAUGACUCAACAAUUCAGUUUAUCGAUAACAAAAUUACCGACCCUAACCAUCAAGCAAUAAAGAGAUGGAGAGUAUAUUACAACCAAUACGUGAAUACUAACAACAAACCAUUGAUAAGAGGCACGUUUGAUCCAUUGUUUAGUAAAUUAAAUAAGCAUUUAGAAAAAAGUUGGACUAAAGCACUAGAAAAUGAUAAUUUCAUUAAUAAGAACAGCUACUGUUGUGAAUUUGACAAAUCCAUUGUACUUACAAUUAAUAUUAUUGCUCAAAAGACUAAAGAUGUUAAUAAUAAAAUAUUGAGUUAUCCAAAAAAUGAAAUUAACUAUGUGAAAAAGGUCAAUAACACAACUAUUCAAAAGUUAGAGGAAGAGAAUAAUUUUUCUUUAGGAAAUGUCUUCAAAGUAUUGAAAGAAACAGUUAAAACUAAGUAA